Molecule: messenger RNA, 1090 nt
Organism: Cephus cinctus (wheat stem sawfly)
Lineage: Eukaryota; Metazoa; Arthropoda; Insecta; Hymenoptera; Cephidae
Exons: 2
Coding region: 87-650 (187 amino acids)
Source: RefSeq, a predicted model, not a curated record
ACUCGUGGGAAAAGUAAUAUAACCUCAUACAAUUAUUUUGUGAUGAAAUGUCAUGAUCAAUGUUUUAUUUAUAAAAAUUAUGAAUCAUGAAUCCUGAAGAAAGUGAAGUGACAAAUGCGGCAAAGAGGAAAUUGGAAGAGACAAGUUGUGAUAAUAAUGCUAAAAAUAAUAGGAAAAAAAAGCGUUUUAUGUGGAAUAAUAAAUGUGUGACAGAAGCGGUCUACAAUCUGCGACUGAAACAACAGCAAAAUUUUAGGAUACGAAAGAAAUCAACGAGUGAGGAUCUGCCGCCUGAAUCCAAAGCUGCUUCUAAAAAACAGAAAAUGGUAUUUGGACGUAGAAUAAUUGAUGUAGAUCUAUGGGCUCAGAAUGACCGAUGCAAAAAAUGCGGGCAGAUCUUAUCAUUAGCGAACAUCAUUGAGGAAAAUCGCCAUGGGCUAGCUUCACUCUUGAUAAUCCAUUGUCAAGAAUGUUUGCUCGAAAAUUCAAUCACCACGGAUAAAACAUUUACGGCACCAGAUGGCAAAACAAUGUAUGAUGUUAAUGCACGAAUCGCACUAGGACUUAUCGAUGCUGGUAUGGAUUGGAGACAUCUUAAUAAAUUAUUAGGGGUUUUGGAUAUGCCACCUUUCAAUAAUCACUUGCUCUAGACGCAUGAAGAGCUGGUUGGAGAAGCUGUGAGACAAGUUGCCGAAAGGAGUUGCAAAACUGCUGCCGCGUUAGAAAGACGUUUGACUCUUGAAAAAUUCCUAUCCAUAAAAAAAUCCUUGUAGGUUUUUUCCGUUUUGCGUUUUUUUUUCGCUUUGUAGGUGCUUCGCUUUAUCAUUCAUCGCUUUCCGCUUUUUAUUGUAGUUUAUCCAUUCAUAAUUUCAUCGAUUAAUGCAUGAAAAUACAAUUUAAACAUUUCAUUUAAUUUGAAGUAUAUUGAUUAGUUGAAGAGUAGUGCUGGGCUUAGUUAUGAUGCAAAAUAAAAUAAAGAAAAAACUUGUUCCACCCAGCCAUUCACCCUAAUUCUUUUAAAUUGUUAAAUAAAUGGCUUUAUUGGUUAGACUCAAGCCUGAUUAAAUGAAGUCAUUUUUUUAUAAUUUGA